AUGUUCGAGCCGCUCCCUGGGGUUACUAUUCCGCCGCCCCUGAUGGAGUUUAAAGCCACUGAGACGGUUGUGUCGACCCUGCCGAAUGGGCUCCGGAUUGCUUCGGAGAACCUUCCUGGCCCCACGGCGACGGUGGGGCUGUACAUCGACGCGGGCAGCGUGCACGAGAGCGCGGAGAGCAGCGGCGCGUCGCACCUGCUGGAGCGCAUGGCGUUCAAGAGCACCGCCAACCGCACGCACUUCCGCCUCAUCCGCGAGUGCCUCACGAGCAUACUGCAUUGGCUGCUUGGCAGCGCAUACCUUUCGAAAUCUUCCAACACUAUCCGUCUCUCCAUCCUUCCCUUCCUCUCCUCCCCUCUCCCCCCACCUCCCCUCCCCAUGGCCCCCUCCCUCGCCGCCCAUCAUCCGCAGAUAGAGGCGAUGGGGGCGAACGUGCAGUCGUCGGCGUCGAGGGAGCAGAUGGCGCUGACGGCGGACGCCGUGCGCACGUACGUGCCGGAGAUGGUGGAGCUGCUGGCCGACACCGUGCGCAACUCGCUCUUCCACGACUGGGAGGUCAAGGAGCAGGUAACCUCCCCACCCGUGCGCUUUAGACCUGGCUUUUUCGCUGGGCCGUUCCAGUGGACCCUCACAGUGCCUCAGGUCGUGCCGGCGCCGCUGCUGCUCUCACCCUGUCAGGAUCCGCCCUUGCACGACUGGGAGGUCAUGGACCAGGUGCUUUCAUGGGAGGUCAUGGACCAGGUGGACAAGGUGCGCAGCGAGCUGGCGCAGCUGCAGGCGACCAACCCGCAGGGGCUCAUGAUGGAGGCGCUGCACUCCGCCGGCUACGCGGGGGCGCUCGGCCAGCCGCUGCUGGCGCACGAGUCGUCUCUCGCGCGCCUCAACGGCCAGGCGCUGUACGAGUUUGUUCAGGCCAACUACACAGCGCCGCGCAUCGUGGUGGCGGCGGCGGGCGUGCAGCACGAGGAGCUGGUGGACGUGGUGGCGCCGCUCUUCCAAGACAUGCCUGCAGUGAAGCCGCCGCCCGCACCCGAGUCGCAGUAUGUGGGCGGCGACUGGCGCAUGGCGGCCGACUCUCCCGAGACGCACGUGGCGUUGGGCUUUGAGUUUGCGGGCGGGUGGCGCAACGAGAAGGACGCGCUGGCAGUGGUGGUGCUGCAGACCCUCCUGGGGGGCGGCGGCUCCUUCUCUGCAGGUGGCCCGGGCAAGGGCAUGUACUCGCGCCUCUGUGAGUCCUGCAAGGGCAUGUACUCGCGCCUCUGUGAGUCCUGCAAGGGCAUGUACUCGCGCCUCUGUGAGUCCUGCAAGGGCAUGUACUCGCGCCUCUGUGAGUCCUGCAAGGGCAUGUACUCGCGCCUCUGUGAGUCCUGCAAGGGCAUGUACUCGCGCCUCUGUGAGUCCUGCAAGGGCAUGUACUCGCGCCUCUGUGAGUCCUGCAAGGGCAUGUACUCGCGCCUCUGUGAGUCCUGCAAGGGCAUGUACUCGCGCCUCUGUGAGUCCUGCAAGGGCAUGUACUCGCGCCUCUGUGAGUCCUGCGAGGGCAUGUACUCGCGCCUCUGUGAGUCCUGCAAGGGCAUGUACUCGCGCCUCUGUGAGUCCUGCAAGGGCAUGUACUCGCGCCUCUGUCAGUCCUGCAAGGGCAUGUACUCGCGCCUCUGUGAGUCCUGCAAGGGCAUGUACUCGCGCCUCUGUGAGUCCUGCAAGGGCAUGUACUCGCGCCUCUGUGAGUCCUGCAAGGGCAUGUACUCGCGCCUCUGUGAGUCCUGCAAGGGCAUGUACUCGCGCCUCUGUGAGUCCUGCAAGGGCAUGUACUCGCGCCUCUGUGAGUCCUGCAAGGGCAUGUACUCGCGCCUCUGUGAGUCCUGCAAGGGCAUGUACUCGCGCCUCUGUCAGUCCUGCAAGGGCAUGUACUCGCGCCUCUGUGAGUCCUGCAAGGGCAUGUACUCGCGCCUCUGUGAGUCCUGCAAGGGCAUGUACUCGCGCCUCUGUGAGUCCUGCAAGGGCAUGUACUCGCGCCUCUGUGAGUCCUGCAAGGGCAUGUACUCGCGCCUCUGUGAGUCCUGCAAGGGCAUGUACUCGCGCCUCUGUGAGUCCUGCAAGGGCAUGUACUCGCGCCUCUGUGAGUCCUGCAAGGGCAUGUACUCGCGCCUCUGUCAGUCCUGCAAGGGCAUGUACUCGCGCCUCUGUCAGUCCUGCAAGGGCAUGUACUCGCGCCUCUGUCAGUCCUGCAAGGGCAUGUACUCGCGCCUCUGUGAGUCCUGCAAGGGCAUGUACUCGCGCCUCUGUGAGUCCUGCAAGGGCAUGUACUCGUGCCUCUGUGAGUCCUGCAAGGGCAUGUACUCGCGCCUCUGUGAGUCCUGCAAGGGCAUGUACUCGCGCCUCUGUGAGUCCUGCAAGGGCAUGUACUCGCGCCUCUGUGAGUCCUGCAAGGGCAUGUACUCGCGCCUCUGUCAGUCCUGCAAGGGCAUGUACUCGCGCCUCUGUCAGUCCUGCAAGGGCAUGUACUCGCGCCUCUGUCAGUCCUGCAAGGGCAUGUACUCGCGCCUCUGUCAAUCCUGCAAGGGCAUGUACUCGCGCCUCUGUGAGUCCUGCAAGGGCAUGUACUCGCGCCUCUGUGAGUCCUGCAAGGGCAUGUACUCGCGCCUCUGUCAGUCCUGCAAGGGCAUGUACUCGCGCCUCUGUGAGUCCUGCAAGGGCAUGUACUCGUGCCUCUGUCAGUCCUGCAAGGGCAUGUACUCGCGCCUCUACACGCGAGUGCUGAACCAGUACGGCAUGGUGACGUCAUGCAGCGCCUUCAACUCCAUCUACAACGACACAGGGCUCAUCGGCAUCCACGCCACCGCCGCGUCAGGCCAUGCGGCAGAGCUGGUGGACAUCAUGACUCGCGAGCUGCUUGCCGUCGCUGAGCCCAAUGGAGGUGCCACGCGGGGGAGGGGAGGGCGGGGCGGGGCGGGGUGGGGUGGGUUGGGUUGGGUUGGGUUGGGUUGGGUUGGGGCGGGGCGGAGACGCAUGUGGGGGCGGGUGGGGUGGGGGAUGUGA
Molecule: messenger RNA, 3039 nt
Organism: Closterium sp. NIES-65
Lineage: Eukaryota; Viridiplantae; Streptophyta; Zygnematophyceae; Desmidiales; Closteriaceae
Source: the annotation of a GenBank genome assembly